UCAUGAGGAACUCUGAAUCAGUUCUGGACAUGGAGAUGGCAAAUUAUAGUGAAGUCUUAGACCCAAGUUACACAAGUUUGGAGUUUGAAACAAUGCAGGUCUUAUAUAAUGGCAGCGAUAGUUGUUCAGCAGAAGCUCUCAAUAUGAACACUGCAGACAAUGGAGUUGGUGGCGUUUGUGCAAUAUGUGGAGACAGAGCGACGGGCAAGCAUUAUGGAGCUUCCAGUUGUGAUGGGUGCAAGGGGUUCUUCCGACGCAGCAUACGCAAGAAUCAUGUUUACACAUGCAGAUUUAGCCGGCAAUGUAUUGUUGAUAAGGACAAGAGAAAUCAAUGCAGAUACUGUCGUUUAAAAAAGUGUUUCCAUGCUGGGAUGAAGAAGGAAGCUGUGCAAAAUGAACGGGACAGAAUAAGUACAAGAAGGAGCACAUCUGACAGCAAUAACAGUCCUUCUAUUAACACGUUGUCCCAGGCUGAAGUGCUUUCUCGUCAGAUCCCUGUUUCGAGCCCAGGUGCUGGUACUGAUAUCAAUGUUAAGAAAAUUGCCAGUGUUAGUGAUGUCUGUGAAUCAAUGAAACAACAACUCUUGGUUCUGGUAGAAUGGGCAAAAUAUAUUCCAGCUUUCUGCGAGUUACGACUGGAUGAUCAGGUUGCUCUGCUGAGAGCACAUGCUGGAGAACACCUGUUGCUGGGAGCAGCAAAGCGCUCUAUGGCUUACAAGGACAUUAUUCUUUUAGGCAACAAUUUUGUCAUCCAUCGCAACAGUUCUGAAGUAGAGAUUAGCCGAGUAGCAAACCGGAUUUUGGAUGAGAUCAUACAACCGUUUCAAGAAAUUCAGAUUGAUGACAAUGAAUAUGCUUGUCUAAAAGCCAUCCUCUUCUUUGAUCCAGAUGCAAAAGGACUGAGCAACCCAGUGAAGAUCAGGAACAUGAGAUUUCAAGUCCAGAUCAGUUUGGAGGAUUACAUCAAUGACCGCCAGUAUGACUCUAGAGGACGGUUUGGGGAGCUGCUGCUACUUCUGCCGACUCUACAGAGUAUUACCUGGCAAAUGAUUGAGCAAAUACAGUUUGUGAAAUUGUUUGGAAUGGUUAAAAUUGACAGUUUACUUCAGGAAAUGUUACUAGGAGGUACCUCCAAUGAUGCUACAAAUCUUCAUCCAGUUCAUCCUCAUCUAGCCCAAGAUCCAUUCACUGGGCAAACUCUGCUUAUAAGUUCAGUGUCUGUUCCUGUGAAUACAGAUCAGAUAUCAACGCCUGAAACUCCACUACCUUCCCCUCCACAAGGUUCUGGCCAGGAAUACAAGAUGCCUGCAAACCAAGUUACGGUUAUUUCUCAGCCAUCUCUUCCAAAACAAAAGCCAUUGUGAUACUGAUCAAUACUUCUUUUGGUGGCACAAGCACUGUAUUAAAACAUCAUGACACUGGAUACUGAAAACUCAGGAUAGAUGAUUUAGACAUGCUGUUAAAGAGACAAAUACUGUUUCAUUUAGAGACGGGUUUUUCAUCAUCUUUGCUAGCUUUUUUCCCCUCCCUCUCUCUCAAAAAAAGCUUGAAUUCAGAUGUAAUUUGUGGACACUAGAAGGUGACUGAAAAAAAGAAAUCUGUUCAUUGUUUGCAAUGUCUUUGAAUUGUAAUAGAAGAGGUUUAAUUUAUUGUCCUUUUAUACAUUUGCCAUCUUCCAAAGUUUUGAAAUAUGUAUUCCUCACAGAAUGCAAAGCCCGAUUUUAAUAAAAUUGCAGACUGAAAUUUAGAAAUAAUGAAACAGCAGAAGCCAGCAGUUUUAACAGUUAAUCAAAGCAAGUGUCUCAUUUUCUUGAAUAUACAGUAGAGGUUGGAAAUCAAAAUACUUCCUGCCAGCAUCUGGUAUGACACAUGUGCUCAUCUAAUACAUUAAGUCUGAACACAUGUAUGUCGGUCAAUAAUGCCACUGUAUUUAAUUUUUUUAAGGGCCCCUUCCAGAGAGUCAGACAUUUGAAAGAAAUAUAUUCCCUAUUUUAGAAGCCUGAAAUUGGGAAUAGGAAAAUAUGGCAAAAAAUCUUGUGAACUGUUUUCUCACUCAGAAUUAAUGAUUUUUUAGGAAGUCCUUUAAAGCCUUUUUUGUUAAUUACUAUUUUACCUCUCCUCUCCUGCAACGUGGCUGGGACCCAAUACAUAAUUUUCAAGUUUUUGUUGUAUCUUCUCAGCAACCAUAUGAAUUUGAUAAGGCUCAGCCUGUAUGGUUAUGGGUCCGGUAGACAAAGGAAAAUUAAAUAAUAAGUCAUUUUUGCUGACAGAGAGAUUGGCUGACCUAAGAUCAGUAAGCUUUGAACUGGUCUUUCCAGCUCCAUCAGCACUGAUUUCAGCAAAAUAUGUUGGUCAUAACAAUGUCACAUUGUGAGAGUUUGUGCAGUUACAUUUAAGAUUCAAUGGCAGCAAUGUUAGUGAUGAUAGCAUGACUACUUUUUCUUUUUCCCCAUUGGAUUACCAAACAAACUACAUUCUUAGAUCUUAAUUAUUUAAAUGUAGUACAGAACUGAAACUCUACAGAUACUUCACACAGGAAUUUACCAAGUACAUCCAGUUUCAGUGGUAUGGUUGCAAGUUAAUUUUAUUAAGACAGCUUUUCACCUCCUGGUUCUCACUACCUUGGAUAUCUUCAUGUCUGCGUCAAAGAAAAUAUUCAUGAAUGUCCAACAACAAACCCAGACCAUUAAAUGGCUAGCCAACAUGUAAAAAAAGAGUGAUUUGUCCCAGCACAGCCUUCUCUAAUGAAGGCAUGAGACAAACAAACUUGUGUUUUUAAUUAGUUUAUUUAGAUGGAUAAUCUAUGCCCUCAGUACCCUGACUGUACCCUUCUCAUUCGUACAGUGAAUGAUGGCACCUUCAUUGUACCAUGUCUCUGUGUGUUUUCCAAUUCAUCAUACCUAAAUUGAGCAGCCCACCUUAUUCUUGUCAUUUUUAGUGAUCGCCUAACCAAUCUAAAAACCAAGGCUAUUUACAGCUCCUUAAGAACAAAAUGAAGCCGGAGGAAAAUGUUUCCUUAAUAGAUAGCAAUCCUAUGGAAUACAGUAAUUCCUCGUUGGUUCCAAUUACCACUGGCUAAUCCAAAUUUACCCAAUUUUGGAAGGAGGGAUCAGCAGUGAACCCCUGCACGGGGAAGGUGCAAUGCCUUUCUGAAGCUUUGUUCCUCAUUCAAAUUAGGGGAAAUGAACAGAAGAUCACCCAUAGCUCUAAAAGCCACGACUGAAUUUAUUUUGGUUCCUGUUAACUUUCAAUUUUUGUGAAUGAAAGUCUAUGAAAUUCAAGAUGAAAUUUCAGAAUGGUUCAGAAUUAUUGUCCCUUUUUAAAGGGAGCAGGAUAUAGACAAAGGAAGUAGGGAACUCUUAAGGACUUGUGGGAAACAUCUAAUUUUUAUCUGUUUCUGAAGUGGCAAAACUGAAGGUAUACCUUAUAGUGGAAUCCUCUGUGGAGUUGCUCCAGUCUAUGUCCACUUUGUCAUUCCCAGGAUGCUGCUGUAGUGUCACCCCCUUCCUAUUUCCUUCCCUCCUUCCUACCCUCUAGUCUCUGAAUGUAAGUAUCCACAGAUUUGGUUAUGUUGAGAAUCAUAUAUAUUGGGGAUGGACUUAAGAAGGGAAAUGUUGUAACACUUGAAGCACAAUCCUAUGUUAUUUUGAUGAGAAGGAAAUUCCACUAAUUCUGGAGAAACUUAAUCCCAGAUAUUCAUAAGAUUACAGCUAUCUGAUGUUGGUAUGUUAUUAAAAACUUGAUCAUGGUGUCAGAUUCAACAGUCUAUAUUGCUACACCUUAAUUAUACAAAAAGGAAAGGUUUUUGACAAGUAUUUUUUUUUCUGUGAAACAAACUGCAAAAUGCUCCUGAGUUUUUCGUAUUGUUUUCAAGCUCAGGUAGCAAUUCCUCCUUUGUUUACUGCUAUGUAAGUAGUUUCUGUUUUCAACUUGUAUGUUUGCUUCCUCGAGUGGGAGAACUUAAGGGAUACUUUACAGAGCAAUCCUGUUCAGUUUUAUUCAGUUUGAUUACUCCUCAGAAGGUUGCACUGUUGGUGUGCAACAGUUUGGGACACCAUCUCUAAUGUUCAGUCGAGUUGUGAUUAUUGUUUUAAUAAAAUGAAUACAUGUAUAUUUAAAAUUUUAAUAUCAAACAAUAUUUUAUGUGUUAAGUUAUACAUUAUAUGUUUGUGUUCUCAAAUUAAGUUCUGACGAUAGGAAAGGAAGUAUUGCAUUCCUUUGAAUUAUCCCCAAAAGUUGUUUUUCUGAACCCCAGCUUCAGAAUUACUAAUUUUCAUUUCUAAUCUCUUUUGUAGCUGCAAUAUGCUUUUCUCCUCCGAGGAAUCUGAUGCUAGCACAACAACUCAGCAAGGAGAUAGAAGGACUGAUAUUUUGAUGCAUAAGACUGUAUGCAGUUCAGGGUGUUUUAGAGACUACCAAUAGUCCAAUCCUAAACAGAAUUAUACCUUUCUAAGUCCAUUUCAGUCAAUGCAUUUAGAAGGCUUAGGAUACUGGAAUUGCAUUAGACGGUACAAACAGUGUCUGCCCAUACAGAAGUAAUUCCACUGAGUUCAGUGUGAUUUGUGUGAUUUGCACGCACGCACGCACGCACGCACGCACGCACACACACACACACACACACACACACAGAGGAUUAUAGCCUCAGAAGUGAAAGGCCUUAUUUUUUCUACUUCUGAAUAUUAUCUAUUUUAUAUGGUUCACAUAAUUUUUAAAUAAUAUCGUAAUUUAUUGAAAAUCUGAUUUUUUUUAAGUGUAAAAUUAUUUUUGUAUGCCUAAUGCACAAAAUCAAAGUCACUGGCUUUGUGAAAAUGGUUGAUUACGCUGAGCUGUUUGACCUCGGAUGUCAUGUAUGGAUGUAGACUGAGUUGCCAUGAAAUGGUUGCUGCAAAUGUUUUCAGAUUGACUGGUUUGCAUCAGUGCUCAAUAAACAGAUAUUGAAAACAUAUGAAUGUUAAA
Molecule: messenger RNA, 4956 nt
Organism: Sphaerodactylus townsendi
Lineage: Eukaryota; Metazoa; Chordata; Lepidosauria; Squamata; Sphaerodactylidae
Gene: HNF4G
Product: hepatocyte nuclear factor 4 gamma
Exons: 10
Coding region: 3-1364 (453 amino acids)
Biological process (GO): regulation of transcription by RNA polymerase II; anatomical structure development; cell differentiation
Molecular function (GO): RNA polymerase II cis-regulatory region sequence-specific DNA binding; zinc ion binding; nuclear receptor activity
Source: RefSeq, a predicted model, not a curated record